AUGAACAGAAAAAGAAAAUCAAGCAGACAAAAGCUUGAGAAUGUCUGCAACCAUGGCGGAAGUGAAGCUCUUGGGAUUUUGGUCGAGCCCUUUCAGCAAGAGAGUGGAAUGGGCUCUGAGACUGAAAGGGGUCGAGUUCGAGUACGUAGAAGAAGAUCUACCCAACAAGAAGAGCGACAUGCUUCUUCAGCUCAACCCUGUUCACAAGCAGGUCCCUGUUCUUGUCCACAACGGACGGGCCCUGUCCGAGUCGCUGGUCAUCCUCGAGUACAUCGACGAGACUUGGCCCGAUCCCCCCUUGCUGCCGGCUGAUCCGUACGACCGAGCCACGGCUCGGUUCUGGAUCCAGUUUCUCGUCGAUGAGUCCCCGAAGCUCCGAGCGUGGAUGACAGCCGCCGGCGAGCAGCAACCGUCUGCGGCGGCGGGGGCGCGGCGGAUGCUGGCGACGAUAGAGGAAAAGGCUCUCGGAGACAGAGAGUUCUUCGGCGGAGAGAGCAUAAACAUGGUCGACAUCGUGUACGGAUUCAUCGCGUAUUGGAUCCCGGCGGCGGAGAAGCUUCAGGGACCGGAGACUCUGCUUGAUCCGGCGGCUCUUCCGCGACUCACCGCCUGGAGUUCAAGAUUCCGGCGAUCUCCGGCGGUCGGAGAAAACUUGCCGGAGUUCGACGAGUUGGUUGCUUACUUGGGGAGCGUGAGGGAGAAGAUUCUUCUUCGUCGUUGAUCCGAUUUUGUGAAUUUGCGAAUGCUCUGUUCUGUUGUCUGAUGUAAUUUAAUUAUUAUUAUUAGUUUUGUUUUGUUUGUUUUUUGUUACGUGGAGUCUACGAUUGUUAUGUCGUGUCUUUGUCCUUGUUUGUUUUCUACGUGUAAGAAAAUAAAAAGAUUGUGUUAGCCUUAAAGAAAAAAUGAAAAAUAGUCGAAAGUUUUAAUUUUCGA
Messenger RNA from Tarenaya hassleriana, 933 nucleotides. RefSeq names its product probable glutathione S-transferase. NCBI's taxonomy places the organism in Eukaryota, Viridiplantae, Streptophyta, Magnoliopsida, Brassicales, Cleomaceae. Gene Ontology annotation, biological process: glutathione metabolic process. Gene Ontology annotation, cellular component: cytoplasm. The coding region runs from base 41 to 721 and encodes 226 amino acids. The record is from RefSeq and is a predicted model, not a curated record. Gene Ontology annotation, molecular function: glutathione transferase activity. The transcript has 2 exons.